AUGAGUAAUCUUAAUGAUACUAAAAUUAUCGAAAUACAAGAUUCUUCACAAGAAUCUCUAUAUAGCGAAAUUUGUGAUUCUUUGCAAAAAGAAUUAAAAGUAGAUCCUUUAUCCAUAGAAUCGUUAUUUGAUAAUUCAUCAAAUAAAAAAUGUAAAAAACCUCAUCCUUUACGCCAAUAUCUUGAACCAAGUGAUAAUGGUCUUUUUGUUUGUUGUAAACGAUGUUCAGUGCAAUGGCAAAAAUCAACAGGAAUUAGUACAAUUAAAACGCAUUUCAAAAAAUUUCAUACGGACAUUUAUAAUCAAUUAGA
Racocetra fulgida is the source of this 311-nucleotide messenger RNA. The record is from the annotation of a GenBank genome assembly. Lineage: Eukaryota; Fungi; Glomeromycota; Glomeromycetes; Diversisporales; Gigasporaceae.